Molecule: messenger RNA, 1325 nt
Organism: Daucus carota subsp. sativus
Lineage: Eukaryota; Viridiplantae; Streptophyta; Magnoliopsida; Apiales; Apiaceae
Product: probable WRKY transcription factor 7
Exons: 3
Coding region: 129-1148 (339 amino acids)
Biological process (GO): regulation of DNA-templated transcription
Molecular function (GO): DNA-binding transcription factor activity; sequence-specific DNA binding
Source: RefSeq, a predicted model, not a curated record
UCUCAAACUAGCACUUAGAAAAAGGAAAGAAAAACCAAAGCAAAAGCAUCAACCAUUUGACUUCUAAUCCCCCACUUUUCUCUCCCAACAUAUACUCCCAAUUCUCUGUAAGUAUUUCUGGGUCUGUCAUGGCCCUUGAUUUGAUGAACACUAUCUACAGAGACAACAAGUUCCGGUCCAAAAUGGAAGAGAACGCGGUCCAAGAAGCGGCCGCCGCCGGUUUGCAAAGCGUUGAGAAUUUGAUCAAGGCGAUAUCUCAGGCUAAUAAUCAGAACCCAUAUCUAUCUUCUUCGUCUUCAUCUGAAACCGGAGAUACAGAUUAUAGGGCUGUUACAGAUGUGGCUGUUAAUAAGUUCAAGAAGUUUAUUUCUUUGUUGGACCGGAACCGGACCGGUCAUGCUCGGUUCAGAAGAGGACCGGUUGUUGAAAAAACCGGGGCGGAGGUGCAGAAUCAGAAUCAGAAUCAUGGGUCGGAUGGGUUUCAAGUUUAUCGGCCUACUGCGGUUCAUCCGGUUCAGACUGUGCAACCGGUUCAGACGGUGCAACCGGUUCAGUUGGUUCAGCCGGUUCAGCGUCUACCUCCGGUUCCCAAGAAGGAGAAUGUUAGUACUACGAUUAAUUUUGCGGCUCCAGCUGUGGCUGCUGCUGCGCCGGCGACUUCGUUUAUGUCAUCGUUGACCGGAGAUACAGAUGGGUCGGGUUUUCAGAUUACGAAUAUGUCCGGUUUUUCUUCUGGAAGCCGGCCGGUUUCUUCGUUGAAGAGGAAGUGUAGUUCGAUGAAUGAUGUCACUGCUAAGUGUUCAGGCUCUUCUAGUGGUCGAUGCCAUUGUCCUAAGAAAAAGAAGUUGAGAGUGAAGAAAGUGGUGAGAAUGCCAGCUAUAAGUAUGAAGACAUCUGAUAUACCACCAGAUGAUUUUUCUUGGAGAAAAUAUGGUCAAAAGCCUAUCAAAGGCUCUCCACACCCAAGAGGGUACUACAAGUGCAGUAGUGUAAGGGGGUGCCCAGCAAGAAAGCACGUAGAGAGGGCAGUGGAUGAUCCGACAAUGCUGAUAGUAACAUACGAAGGGGAGCAUAACCAUUCCCAGUCUCCGAAUGAAAACACAAACACUUCUCAUAUCCUUGAAUCCGAUGGCCCCAAACAAUUGUGACGAGGGUCUAUAUAUAGCUUAUCAUGUUUCAAGAAUGUUGGAUAAUGGUAAUGGAUGUGCUUGGGUUCCAGUUGUGUUUUAAUUGAAUGAUUAUGCAACUGCUUUAUUUGGUGUUGUAGUCACAACUUGGAGAAUGCCAUUUAAUUUGAACCUAGGUUGUUCCUGUUGUUUGCUUAA